Molecule: messenger RNA, 3417 nt
Organism: Spea bombifrons (plains spadefoot toad)
Lineage: Eukaryota; Metazoa; Chordata; Amphibia; Anura; Pelobatidae
Gene: WWP1
Product: WW domain containing E3 ubiquitin protein ligase 1
Exons: 24
Coding region: 155-2893 (912 amino acids)
Biological process (GO): ubiquitin-dependent protein catabolic process
Molecular function (GO): ubiquitin protein ligase activity; protein binding
Source: RefSeq, a predicted model, not a curated record
UCUUUGGGUGACGUGUCGGGGGCGGGGCUUGUGGUCGCGCUGUGUGAUGGCUGCAGUGGUGGUGGAGGUGCUGCGAGCGAGAGGCCGCUAGGAGCUCGGGAGGCGGAGGAACAACAGGCGGCCCAGUAAGGUGAGGCCUGACCUGUACCCUGACAUGGCCGCAGCCUCACCCCGGCCGGCUACCAGAAACAAUCAUGAAGGUUUGCCGCUGCAUGUGACAGUGUCCUGUGCCAAACUGAAGAGAAAGAAAAACUGGUUUGGCACUAGUGUGUAUACAGAACUGGCUGUCGAUGGCCAGACAAGGAAGACGGCAAAAUCAAGCAGCUCAAGCAAUCCAAAAUGGGAAGAGCAGAUAACUGUGAACGUGACACCACACACCACACUUGAAUUUAAGGUAUGGAGCCAUCAUACAUUGAAAGCAGAUGCACUGCUUGGAAAAACCAUUGUAGACUUAAAGCAAGCCUUGGAGGCCCACAACAGGAAAUUGGAAAAAGUAAAGAAACAGUUAAAGCUGUCACUGGAUGGUAAGCACGGGACUGUCCAGACCGGGGAACUGACUGUCAUUUUAGACGGUUUGAUUGUAGAACCGGAAGCCCUCAAUCCAUGCAGUUCAGCAGCCCCAGCAUCCGAAAUCCAGCAAAAUGGUGAUGCCAUCCGAGAAAAUGGAGGGGAAACGGCAGGUGCUAGAAGAGGAUCUGGUGACGUUCCCAACGGGACAGCUCUUGAAACCCCAUCCGGUUAUACAGAGGAGAAUGCCUUUAAUGCACACUUAGCCAAUGGAGACGGCACCCGCUCCCCUCCUCAUAUUGCAGCCAGACCCAAAAAUACACCAGCACCAAGUACACUCGCUGCACAGGCUGGCAACAGAACUGUUAAUGGCACAGCAGCUGCGUCGGAAGCCAAUAGCACAUCUUCCCGUGAAGUGAUAGCAGUCCCUGCUGGACCCUUCGUAUCGGAUACCGCAGACGGUACCAGCGACACCGCGGGCUCACAGACUAAUAAUUCAGAAAGCAGCGCAGCCGCAGCCAACGAUACCGCGCAUGCUGCGUCUGAACCGGCACGGGCUGCGGACCCUGCUUCGUCGUCGGCUGCUGGCAGCGCGAGUCCCGAAGCAGCGAAGCCGAGCCGAUCCGCUGCGGAUCCCGUGAGACAGCAGCCUGGCGGCACCGCGGAGCCCCUGCCACCUGGAUGGGAACAAAGAAAAGACCCUCAUGGUAGAACCUAUUACGUUGAUCACAACACAAGGACUACAACAUGGGAACGUCCACAGCCUUUACCUCCAGGAUGGGAAAGAAGAGUAGAUGACCGGGGACGGGUCUAUUAUGUUGACCAUAACACAAGAACCACAACAUGGCAGCGCCCAACCAUGGAGUCGGUCCGAAACUUUGAACAGUGGCAAUCUCAACGCAACCAAUUGCAAGGCGCUAUGCAGCAGUUCAACCAGCGAUACCUCUAUUCGGCUUCAAUGUUAUCAGCAGAAAGCGACCCACUGGGACCUUUACCACCUGGCUGGGAAAGGCGAGUAGAUUCUACCGACAGAGUGUAUUUUGUUAAUCACAACACAAAGACAACGCAGUGGGAAGACCCCCGAACUCAAGGUUUACAAAAUGAGGAUCCUUUACCAGAGGGCUGGGAAAUACGGUACACAAGAGAAGGAGUCAAGUACUUUGUGGAUCACAACACGAAGACAACCACUUUCAACGACCCACGGACGGGAAAAUCCUCCGUAACAAAAGGGCCGCAGAUUGCAUACGAACGCAGUUUUCGCUGGAAGCUCGCUCAUUUCCGUUAUUUGUGUCAGUCCAACGCAUUACCAAGCCAUGUCAAGAUCACCGUGUCCCGGCAGACGCUCUUUGAAGACUCCUUUCAGCAGAUCAUGGCACUAAAACCCUAUGAUUUAAGAAGACGGUUGUAUGUCAUGUUCAGAGGGGAAGAAGGUCUAGACUAUGGAGGUCUCGCUAGAGAGUGGUUUUUCCUGCUGUCUCACGAAGUGCUGAACCCCAUGUACUGCCUGUUUGAAUACGCAGGGAAGAGCAAUUACUGCCUGCAGAUUAACCCAGCAUCGACUAUCAACCCGGAUCACCUCUCCUAUUUCUGCUUUAUAGGACGUUUUAUUGCAAUGGCAUUGUUCCAUGGCAAGUUCAUUGAUACGGGAUUCUCUCUUCCAUUCUACAAGAGAAUGUUGAGCAAGAAACUUACGAUUAAAGAUCUGGAAUCAAUCGACCCGGAAUUCUAUAACUCGCUAAUAUGGAUCAGGGACAAUAACAUAGAAGAAUGUAACUUGGAGAUGUACUUUUCAGUGGACAUGGAGAUAUUGGGAAAAGUGACAUCCCAUGACCUUAAACCUGAAGGCUCCAACAUACUUGUUACAGAAGAAAAUAAGGAAGAAUAUAUUGGCCUUAUGGCAGAGUGGAGAUUUACACGUGGAGUCGAAGAACAAACCAAAGCAUUUCUAGAUGGCUUUAAUGCUGUUGUCCCACUGCAAUGGCUGCAGUACUUUGAUGAGAAAGAGUUAGAGGUGAUGCUGUGCGGCAUGCAGGAGGUGGAUUUGUCGGACUGGCAGCGGAACACAGUAUAUCGCCAUUAUACAAGGAACAGCAAGCAAAUCAUCUGGUUCUGGCAGUUUGUGAAGGAAAUGGACAAUGAGGUACGACUGCGGUUGCUCCAGUUUGUGACUGGUACCUGCAGGUUACCUCUGGGGGGCUUUGCGGAGCUGAUGGGGAGCAAUGGACCUCAGAAAUUCUGUAUCGAGAAAGUUGGCAAAGAGACGUGGCUGCCGCGAAGUCAUACUUGUUUUAACCGCCUGGAUUUACCACCGUAUAAAAGCUAUGAACAAUUGAAAGAGAAGCUGCUUUUUGCGAUUGAAGAGACAGAAGGGUUUGGCCAGGAGUAAUCAGCAGCUGUGGAUGAGAAACACAAUCAUGGACAUCUGUUUUCUGCCCAGCCAAGUACAAUUGCACAGUCUAAUUGUAUAUAGACCGUUUAGUCUGUACAGUUUUCUUUCUCAAAUCAAUGCGUAGAUAUUUCUGUUCUUCCACAUAGAUAUGCAAAACACUUUAGCCUUUUGUAUUUUUAUUUAUUUCCCCUUCAAAUGAUGGAAUAGAAAAAAAAAAUAACUUUAAUUUUAAAUGCUGACUGAAGACUUUAUUUUAAGAUUUAUAUAUCUAUGUGUAUGUAUGGAGAACUCUAGUUUUAUAGAGUUUUAAGUAUAUAAAAUAUCCCAGCCGGUGCAGGAGGCUUGGGUCUGCUUUAUUCCGUAAGAUACGAUCUGUAACCAGUGGUUCACAUAUGCAACACCCAUGCCACCGAUGUUUAUUGCAUGGCUGCCAACAAAUGGUGUUGAAGGCUAAUGCCAAAAACAAUAACCUUGAUUAAAAUAUACAAGAAAAACAUGCUGCUGGCUUUUUUUAAAAUAGC